Peronospora matthiolae is the source of this 651-nucleotide messenger RNA. The record is from the annotation of a GenBank genome assembly. NCBI's taxonomy places the organism in Eukaryota, Oomycota, Peronosporomycetes, Peronosporales, Peronosporaceae.
AUGGACGCCUCCUCCCUCCGCAUCUCCAAGUUCGAUGGAACUAACUUCCACGCCUGGAAGUUCAAGAUGCAGAUAGUGCUGGAGGAACGGGACCUAUGGGAGGUCGUCAGCGGUGAGAUCAAGGCGGAACAGUGCGAGACUCAGUUGGACCAAGCGACGUACAAGAGGAAGUCAAGAAAGGCGAUGGCAGUGAUCUGUCUAGCCAUGGAAGAUUCCCAGCUACCGUUGGUCCGGUCGGCAAGUGGUGCAUGCGACGCAUGGUCAAGGUUGGAAGACCACUUCGAGAAGAAGAGUCUUGCCAACAAGCUGUUCUUGCGCCGUCGCUUCUUCACGACAAUGAUGGAAGAAGGCGACGAUGUGCUCGAACACAUCAACAAGCUCAAGACGCUGGCGGAACAGCUAGAAGCGGUGGGGGCUCCAGUCUGCGAGGACGAUCUGGUGAUCACACUCCUCGGCAGCCUGAGUGACUCGUAUCAAUUCUUGAUCACAGCUUUGGAGUCGCGCUCAGACACUCUUAGCUGGGAGCUCGUGACGUCUCGACUGCUUCAUGAAGAAAUGAAGCGGAAGGAGCAAGGGGAAGUAAAGGUGAUGAAGCUUCGCAAGGUCAAGCGUUCAUCACAAGGGACAAUCAGCGCAAAGGGCGACCAGUAA